Messenger RNA from Phoenix dactylifera (date palm), 1356 nucleotides. Lineage: Eukaryota; Viridiplantae; Streptophyta; Magnoliopsida; Arecales; Arecaceae. The record is from RefSeq and is a predicted model, not a curated record.
AUGGCAGCUAGAUAUGGCCGAGGGAGCCCCGAGGUGGCACGGCGUGGUCGCCGCAUCUCUUUCAUGUGGCGUGAGAUUGGGAGGUACCUGCCGACUGUGUUAGCUCAUACCAUGUGGCUGAUGGGCGAUGGCCGGACUAUUGUUGUGACUGAUGACCCGUGGGUGGAUACCAUCCCCUUGAGAUAUUGGCCGACGACGGUGGAUUUCGAGGCAGCAGUGGGGCUCCGGGUGUGCGACCUCUUAGCACCAGGGAGGGCAGCGUGGGACGUGGACAGACUCCAUCAGUUGUUCGGGGCACAUCUAGCCGAGAGGAUCCUUUCUCUGCCAGUACCAGGAUGCGAGGGCCCAGAUGUCAGAGUUUGGAGCACUUCAUGCAGGGCCAGUGUUAGGCUGGGUGAUCUGGCCCGGGUGAUUCAGGGCGAGCAUGAGAGUGGAUGGGACGGUGCCUGGAUUUGGAGGUCUAGGCUCCAUCCGAGAGCAGCACUCUUUCUAUGGAAGGUGAUGUGGGACCGCCUUCCGACGAGAGCUGUGCUGAGCCGACGUGGUCUGGGGAUCCCUGCGGAGUGUGGGGCCUGCGGUGCGGAUGAGUCAGUUGAUCAUGUACUAUUUGGAUGUUUUUGGGCGAGGCGGACAUGGCAGUGGACGGGUAUCCCAGAGGAGGUUUGGCGGGAGAGGAGACUGUUCCUACAGAUGAUACGUCAGUGGCUGGCUAGUCCCCGGACAUGUCAGGAGGCCAUCCGAGCGACUUGCACCGCCCACCAGAUCUGGUUGGCAAGGAACGCUCGCACCUUUGGCGAGCGUAGGAUGUCGUCGAGGUUUAUUGCGGAGUCCGCUCGAGUACUGGCGAUGGAGUCCAUACCUACCAGCCCUUCAGAUACGACCUUGAUAGCUCGGGACACCUGGGUACUAGACAGUGGUACACGAGGCGGUGCCGGCUUCGUCAUACGAGACCCUCACUUUAGGGUAGUGGCAGCGGGCGGUUGCCGGCUAUUCGACACAUCAGUGCCUGCGGCGGAGUUGCGAGCUGCCUGGGCCGGCCUCUACCAUGCGCGGCGGGUAUUACGGGCUAGCUCGAUCAUCUUAGAGGGCGACUCAUCCACUGUCAUUGGGUGGAUUCGGCGGGAGAGCACUGACCAUCCUCUGAUCCGGGAUAUUAGGAUGAUGGUGAGGGAUGCUGUGGCCUUUGAGGCUAAGCAUGUAUUCAGGGAGGCUAACGGGGCGGCUGACUGGGUAGCUGCAUAUGCAGCACACCAUUCAGGAUACGCCCUGUGGGCAGGAGAGCGGGAGUUGCCAUCGGCACUACGCGAGAUUUUGUAUUUUGAUGUUCUUGGGUGCAUUCGGACACGUGUUGUUUGA